UAUAAACUACGGAUUGUGAUAUGUGAAGACCAAGCUGAAUGUGGAAAUACUGUAGGCUACUCCAAAAAGUUUAUUUAGAGGAAAGUGCAGCCGCAGUUGUCGGAACUCCUGUAAAAGCAGCACAAUUUCCACGGUUCUAAUUAAGCGCGCAGCCGGAACCGUGCACAAUUGACGUGCACUUCCACACUCGCUAGGCUGUUCCAUUGCAUGUGAUCUUGACGGCUGGAGAGGGUACUGGGAAGGUGUGUAGCCUUGUCUCUCUAGCACUCGACUUGAAAGAAAGCAUUCUAUCAAGGACGAGCUCUUGACUUUGAGAAACACCCAUUUACUCAUUUUGCUCGUUUGCUCUGCAGAGGACUGUCCGUAAUUUGGGUGUUACUUUGUGAAGAAACUACCAUGGCUGAAAGUGAGGAUUUUGACAAUGACUGGGGCAUGAUCAGUGAACAUGAGGUGAAGGCUGUGAGGGAGUUCAGUGAAUCCCUGGAGACCCAGAACAUCACCUCAGCCGUUCAGAAGAUCCAGACUUACUUCCAGGACCUGGACGAGGUGUUGCUGAACAUCGCGGUCACUGGCGAGUCCGGCUCUGGCAAGUCGUCGUUUGUGAACGCCCUGCGGGGGUUGGGGGAUGAUGAGGAGCAGUCUGCUCCAACAGGGGUGGUGGAGACGACCACACAACCCACCCCCUACCCCCACCCCAAGUACCCCAACGUCAUCCUGUGGGACUUGCCAGGGGUUGGGACUCAGAAUUUCAAAGCAGACACAUACCUGGAGCAGGUUGGGUUCGACCAGUACGACUUCUUCAUCAUCAUCGCGUCAGAGCGGUUCAGGAGCAGCAACGUUGACCUGGCCACUCACAUCCAGAAGACCAAGAAGAAGUUCUACUUUGUGCGCUCCAAGAUUGACGUGGAUGUGCAGGCCGAGAAAAGGAGGAAGAGCUUUGAUCAAAAGUCGGUUCUUGAUCGAAUAAGACAGGACUGCAUUCAGGGGCUGGAAAAGAGUGGUGUGGAGCAUCCAAUGGUCUUCCUCAUCUCCAGCCAUGAACUCGGCAAAUAUGACAUCAAUACCCUGCAGGAAACGAUGGAGAAGGAGCUGCCCGAGCGCAAGCGUGACAUGCUGCUACUCGCCCUGCCCAAUGUCACCAUGAAGAUCCACCAGAAGAAGAGAGAAGCUCUGCAGGCCAGAGUAUGGAAGAUGGCUCUCCUGUCUGCUGGCGUAGCGGCGCUCCCAAUCCCAGGCCUCUCUAUCUGCACGGAUGUGGGAAUACUGAUGACGGAAAUCAAGGAGUACUAUCACACCUUCGGCUUGGAUGAGGAGUCCCUUCAGAACCUCUCCUGCCAGACGGAGGUGCCAGUUGAGGAGUUCCAGGCUUGUCUCAAGUCCCCUCUGAGUAAGGAGAUCAGCGCUGACGUGGUGGUGAAGAUGCUGACCAAGGCAGCAGGAGCGGGCCUGAUGGUGGCGGGGCACUUUUUCAACAUGUUGCCCCUCCUGGGCUCUUUGCCUGCUGGGGCUUUGUCUUUUACCUCCACCAAGCUCAUGCUGGACAACUGCCUGAAAGAGCUGGCUGAUGAUGCACAGAGAGUCCUGGUGAGGGCGCUACAGACUGAAGUUUGAGUGACUGAAACGC
Sardina pilchardus (European sardine) is the source of this 1624-nucleotide messenger RNA. Its product is annotated as interferon-inducible GTPase 5-like. Bases 397 to 1611 code for a protein of 404 amino acids. Gene Ontology annotation, molecular function: GTP binding. Gene Ontology annotation, cellular component: membrane. Lineage: Eukaryota; Metazoa; Chordata; Actinopteri; Clupeiformes; Clupeidae. The record is from RefSeq and is a predicted model, not a curated record. The transcript is spliced from 3 exons.